AUGCCUCGGGAAUCACCAGUGGCACCUCUUCAAUUACAAACCAAUGACAAGGAAUCGCCGAUGACCCCUUCUAUGAUAGACAACGGCCACAUAGAAACCCCGUCGACUGUUCAGUCUGCGGAGUCCUGGAAUCCACCCGGUGAAACACAUCCAUCAACCGAUCUAUCGCCUCAGAUGUGGUGGGAUCCAACCCAGCAGGACCCAGGAGUAGCCAUGAGCGCCAUGUAUGGCUUCGAUCAUCUCAGUGCAUUGGAAGAUAUAUUCGCUUAUACAGGCGCGACGCUUCCACCAGAACCUUCCGUGACCCUACAGACCGCAUAUGGCCAGCAGAUUCCUAACCUUGUAUCGCAAGCCUCACCCGCCAACACAUAUUACGAUCGUGUUAUGGAUCUUUCAUCUACAGAGGCUUUUGGCAUUCCACAGGCCGACGAGGAGUAUCUUCGUAGUCAAGGGUGUUUCCAGCUCCCUCCCACUCAGGUUUUCCGAGAAAUGAUGCUACUUUAUUUCCGAAUAGUGCAUCCCAACCUUCCAGUUAUCAUUGAAGAUGAAUUCUGGGCAUUGUGGGCGAGUGGGAGCUUUAGUUUAGGAGAUUGUUCGUUACUUGUCGUUCGAGCAAUGAUUUUCACAACUUGUAGCCUCGUUGGAGAAGAAACACUGGCAGCACUUGGCUUCCGCAGUAAGCGGGAUGCAACCGCUGCGUAUUAUCGAAUGGCCAAGCUACUUUUUGACUUCGGAAUUGAGCGCGAUGCAGUCGCCAACGCUCGAGCGUGCUUAUUGCUGAGCUAUCAAACGCCCAGUGACAACAAGUUCCGCAUCAAUAGCUUAUGGCUAACCCAUGCGAUUCGUUUCGCUCGUAUCGCGAAAGCAGAUUCCUAUCACCGCUUCCGUGAGGACGAACCUGGCAAGUCAAAGAUCCUGAAAAGGCUAUGGUGGGCGGUUUUGUUCCGGGAUCGGAUUAUCUCUAUAGGCGUACGCCGCUCUCUUCAAGUGGAAAUUGACCCGAGCUGGGAAACGUUGGACAACACCCCAAAGCUUCAAGAGCAGCAUCUGUUACAAGCGGACGACUUCUCGACGGRGCUUGGCCAGAGCCCUGUACAUGGAUUGGAUACACAAUUGAGGAUCGUGGAGAUGAUCAACUGCACAUGUCGGCUGGUUUAUUGCCUUUCGAAACCUUUGAAAGUCCUGUACAGCUAUGAAGGUCUUGAGGAUCGGCUCGAUGUAGCCUCCCGCUCCCUUCGAUCUACCAUUAUUGACAUUCAAACGUCCAUCUUGUCCCUUCGCACCUGGCAUGAUGAAACGAUCUCGAAAUUCCCAUUUCCUUUGAGCCUGGAUGACCUCGAUGAGGUUAGGGAGGCCGUUUCUGUGUACGGAAAUAUGAUCUUUUGCUACUACGCAGCGUGUCUCUUUGCGCUCAGCACCUACCUGCUUCUGAUCUACGAGAUGAUUCCGGCCUCGCGAGUCUUCUUUGAGGAAGACCUAGUCGAGGAGUGCGAAGAAUCGCUCGAGAUCUCGAACUCGGAAAUAGCGCGCAGGAUGCAAGAGCUGGUCCAGGUGCGACUCGUCAAAUACAUCCCGAUCAGCGCGGCGCCCAUUAUUGGACCACCAUUGGUUCUGCAAGCGAUCAACGUCGCGGCGAGUAGAGGAACGCGGCUCGAAGCCGUAGAAGGUCGGAAACUGGACGUCUUCACACGCACGUUACAAAGUCUCCAAGAGAGAUUCGACGGCAGCGACUUUUGUGCGGAGCUCAUGCAGAACAUUAUUGGCUUUGCCAGAGAUGAUGAGGCAUUGACGCAAUCUAUGACUACCUGGCGGAAUAAUGGUCAUAGUGGAAGCGCGCCGAUUAAGAAGGGAGAAAUCAGAGUUGGUUGGAACAACCUGGUGCAUCAAAAGCCAAGACUCUUUUUGAGAUUGAUGAUGCAUUUGGACCAUGCGGUUUGUACUGGAGGGCCGCCGCAGGAGAAGGAUUUUCCGACAGAGUUGAGGAGAAGUACAAUGUGA
Molecule: messenger RNA, 1998 nt
Organism: Ramularia collo-cygni
Lineage: Eukaryota; Fungi; Ascomycota; Dothideomycetes; Mycosphaerellales; Mycosphaerellaceae
Exons: 5
Coding region: 1-1998 (665 amino acids)
Biological process (GO): DNA-templated transcription
Molecular function (GO): DNA binding; zinc ion binding
Source: RefSeq, a predicted model, not a curated record